AGGAGGGCAAAGCAGGGCACUGCCCUCCCCGCCGGACGCUGGGCCCCGGGCUCGCCCCUCGCCCCCCGCCCCCACGAGGAUCUGGCCCAGCCCCAGGGGGGCGAGCGAGGAGCCACAGCCGGGAGCCAGGCGGGGCGAGCGCUGUGCCCCCUGGCCGGCGCCUCGGCCCUGCCCCGGGGCUCCCACCCGGGACUCUGUACCGCGGGAGGGACGGCGACGGAGCGCCGCUCGGCGCCAGGCCGUCGACUCUCUCUCCGCGGCUCUCAGCCACCACCAUGGGCAGCAAAACCCUUCCGGCGCCGGUGCCCAUCCACCCCUCCUUGCAGCUCACCAACUACUCCUUCCUGCAGGCGGUGAACGGACUCCCCGCCGUGCCCUCGGACCACCUGCCCAACCUGUACGGCUUCAGCGCCCUGCAUGCUGUACACCUGCACCAGUGGACCCUGGGCUAUCCGGCCAUGCACCUGCCCCGCUCCUCCUUCUGCAAGGUGCCCGGGGGCGUGUCCAGCCUGGUGGACGCCCGCUUCCAGCUGCCAGGCUUCCCCUGGUUCCCGCACGUCAUCCAGCCGAAGCAGGAGGCCGGGGGCGCCCCCUCGAAGACCAAGCCCCGCUUUGACUUUGCCAAUCUGGCCUUGGCUGCCACCCAGGAAGACCCCUCCAAGCUGGGGCAGGGUGAGGGACAGGGCUCGCCGCCGGGGCUGGGCUCCCUGCUGGACGUGGCCAAGCUGUCGCCAGAGAAAAAGCCCACGCGGGGCCGUCUGCCGUCCAAGACCAAGAAGGAGUUCGUCUGCAAAUUCUGCGGCCGUCACUUUACCAAGUCCUACAACCUGCUGAUCCACGAGCGGACUCACACGGACGAGCGGCCCUACACGUGCGACAUCUGCCACAAGGCCUUCCGGAGGCAGGACCACCUCCGAGACCACAGAUACAUCCACUCGAAAGAAAAACCUUUCAAGUGUCAAGAGUGCGGGAAAGGAUUUUGCCAGUCCAGGACUCUAGCCGUCCACAAGACACUGCACACGCAAGUCAAGGACCUCAAACCCUCCAAAAUCAAAUGCUAAACGUCCCCAGAGCUCCCGAUAGCCUCCUCACCCCCACCCCCCCGCCGCCCGCCCACCACCCUUGCCCCCCUCCGUGCCCUCCUAGGCUUGCCCACUUCCGAACGGACCGAGGCUUCUGGCACCACCAGGGAGACGGGACGUUUCUCCCCCGGGCAGCCCGGGCCGACGCUUCCCCAAGUAGCUCCCGGCCUGACCGGUUCCCCACCUGCGGUCCCGAGGGGCAAAAGCCAAGGAGCCGUGGGCCUGUGGCUUCCAGGAACUUUGUGCCAAAAGGUGGUGCUCUCGUAUCGGACUGAUAGCUCCCUGGACUUGGAAAGCCACCGCAGCGUAACUUUCAGAAGUAUUACUUUUUUUUCUAUUGUUAUUUUAUACGUUUUAAUUUUGUUCCGAUUUUUUUUGUUUUGUUUUUUUAAAACUGUAUAAGCUUGUAACUCUUACACUGCGGAAAAGGAUCCAGGAGAACCGUUGAGAAACUUCUUCGGAUUCACAUCACCUUUCGUCCUCCCCCUCCCUCCCUGCAGAUUUAAGGAAAAAAAAACCCCUUCCCCCGUACUCUUUCUCUCUGGCUCUCCCUCUCUCCUGCCCCCCCCCCCCGCAUCUAGUUCUCCUUUUCCUCCUUUCUCCCUUCUUCCUUUCCCUCAUCCUUCCCUCCUCUUUCUCCUGCUUCCCUUCCUUUUUUCUUCUCCCCCGUCCUAGAGCUCCUCCACCCCAGUCUCCAUCCGCAGCUACCCAAAUCCGGACCCGCCGUAGCCGCUCGCCAGAAUUUCAGGAGCCUCAGGUCUCCGACACCCUGGACUGAUCAGUAUUCACUCUACAAUCUACUCGGAGACUUCGUUUCUAUUUGUGGUCUGGUGCCUUAGGGAGAGAGUUGUAAAAUGCGGACUAUUUAAAUGCACACACACAUACACACACAUACAUACACACACACACACCCCACACACACCGAGAACGGAGGAAAUAAAUCAAGCUGGCGCUCUGCACAACGUGGUUUCAGUGGUACUUUUAAGUCUGUUUUUCUGUGUGUGUUGGUGACAUAUCCCAAUCGGAAAGUGAAAUGCUGGCUUUUUGGAACCGUGUUAAAAAAAAAAAGAGAGAGACAUUCCAAUAUGUUUUAUAAAGAGAAAAACUUGUACGGCUCAGGCACUUUAUGCUGAUGAUUGGUAAUGGACAUUUAUCACUGGAGUUUUUAAAUAUUAAAAUAAAUGGCUAUUUUACAGGCA
Messenger RNA from Tachyglossus aculeatus (Australian echidna), 2281 nucleotides. RefSeq names its product odd-skipped related transcription factor 1 (gene OSR1). Lineage: Eukaryota; Metazoa; Chordata; Mammalia; Monotremata; Tachyglossidae. The coding region runs from base 276 to 1061 and encodes 261 amino acids. Gene Ontology annotation, cellular component: nucleus. The transcript is spliced from 3 exons. The record is from RefSeq and is a predicted model, not a curated record. Gene Ontology annotation, molecular function: DNA-binding transcription factor activity, RNA polymerase II-specific; RNA polymerase II transcription regulatory region sequence-specific DNA binding. Gene Ontology annotation, biological process: urogenital system development; embryo development; regulation of transcription by RNA polymerase II.